This is a messenger RNA of Lineus longissimus, 3263 nucleotides long. Its product is annotated as ralA-binding protein 1-like. Lineage: Eukaryota; Metazoa; Nemertea; Pilidiophora; Heteronemertea; Lineidae. Bases 118 to 2823 code for a protein of 901 amino acids. The record is from RefSeq and is a predicted model, not a curated record. Gene Ontology annotation, molecular function: small GTPase binding; GTPase activator activity. The transcript has 14 exons. Gene Ontology annotation, biological process: small GTPase-mediated signal transduction.
UGGCGACUAUGCCAAAAGAAUUAUAGUUCAGUCUUCUUCUGAGAAAAAUGCCGGUAUUUCAGCAACAGAAACUGCUUUUUCAAAUCAGACUCCUAGUUCUCCAGCUGCUCUGAAAAGAUGUCACGCAGCUUGAGCUUCGAAUCGCCGGAUGUGGAGAAGGACUUUCCGGGGCUGUAUGCCUCGGAACGACAGCCUCCGGAUGCUACAAUAGGUGAAGAGCCAGAGCGACCCAAGAAGCGGGAAGGGGGCCUCCUAUCAAAGAAAAAGGAGAAGAAAAAGGACAAAGAUAGAGGUUACAGCAUGUUCGAGGCUGAAGAAUCUGAGGAAGAACAGCUCAUUCUGGUGGGAGAUGACGUGAAGAGUCCAUCUCGAGGGUUGAAAAAACACAGCAAGCCGAGUUUCAAGUUUGCAAAAAAAGAUAAAUUUAUCAUCACAAAACGUGAUAAGGAUGAAAAGCGUGAAAAAGAAGGAAAGAAAGAAGAGAAGAAACGUGACGAUGCGGCCAAGGAUAAGAAGCGUCUGAAGAAAAAGACGAAGCUUGGUCUGGGGCUUCCUUUAGAGGCCACUACCACUGUUGUUGAUUGCAAGCCGAUCUUCGGAGUUCCACUCCAGGUCGCCGUUGAGAGGAGUCGCUGUCAUGACGGAAUACAGCUGCCCUCUAUAUUCAGGGAAUGUAUCGACUACAUCGAAGAGCAUGGUUUAUCAUGUGAAGGCAUUUACAGAAUCUCUGGCGUAAAAUCAAAGAUCCAGGCGUUAAAGGACAGUUAUAACAAAGGGCGACCAGUUUAUCUUUACGAACAUGAACCAAAUAUUGUGGCCAGUCUUCUUAAGCAGUAUCUACGUGAGCUUCCCGAACCCGUGCUGACCACUGCCCUCAUGCCAAAGUUUGAGGAAGCUUCAACGAUCAAAGACCCUCGGCGGAAGGUGGAUGAGUUCAGUAAACUGGUGAAGGAACUGCCCAUACCCAAUCAGCUUCUCCUCUCAUGGAUGAUUGUCCACAUGUCACAUAUCAUAGCAAGGGCAAAGGAGAACAAGAUGUCGUUACAAAACGUAUCAAUCGUGUUGUCCCCAACAAUGCAGAUAAGUCAUCGUGUGCUCAAUGUGCUCUUCACCUACUGCCUGGAGCUGUUCGCCAGUAACUGUAUCAAAAGAUAUGUCCCGCCCCUGAAGCCUGCCACGUCCAAAUGGUCGCUUGAACUCCCCGACAGCCCUAAUGCCAUUGAAGAGGAGCUAACUAAACAAGAGUCUCUCCUGAACCAACUCCAUGAUGAGAUGUCGCGGGGUUUUCACGACCCUGAGAAAGAGGAGCAGCUGUGGGAGGUACAGAGGGUGGUCACACAGUUAAAGAGAAAGUUAAAAUUUGCGAGAAAGAAAACUCUAGAUUCCGGAAAAGUCACCCGUCAGGGUCAAGGUCAAAGGUUACCGUCUGCUGGGGAUGAAGACAUUGUAUUGAACUUUGACCUCCAGAAACCUGAAGAAAUCCAGGACAAGGAUGUUGGGGAUGCUAAGGCCAAGGACAGUGGUGCUCGGGUCAAGGUUGUGGAGGACGUCAAGGUCACAGAUGGUGCUAAGGACAGAAUAGAAAUAACAGAAGAGACGGAACCUGUUGAAGCCAAAGAAGAGUCUAGUCCAGUUGUCGCCACGGAAACUGUCGCCAAGAAUACAGAAAGUGGGGAGAAGCAGGUUGCUGAUGAACAGAAGGCAGUUGGGGAGGAGGGGGAGGGGGUGGGGCAUGAUCAAGUUGAGGGGGAAAAUGCAAAAGUUGAAGAAGAUGACGAGGCAGUAGAAAGAGACGGUGGUGAUGAAAGAGACGGAGGUGAUGAUGGAGACGGUGGUGAAAGAGGUGAUGAUGGAGCUGUAGAAAGUUCUGAAAUGCGGGAUGUGAGCAGACCGGAAGAUGUUGUAACAGCUGCAGGAGAUGUACUGGCAGAUGCUGGGGCAGAGGAGGGUGAAGCAACUGAGGCUAUUGAGGGGGAGAUGAGGCAGGCUGAGAUUUCAAUUGAGCGAGACAUUGAGGAUGAUGAGGAUGAAGAUGAUGUGGAUGAGGAGGUUGCUGCAGUAACUGCCGAAGCAGUAGAACAGCAGGAGAAGAAGGAGGAGGCAUCACCGGUGCCAGUUCAACAGAAACGCGUCAAAAUCAUCGAACCACCAAAAGAGGAGACACCCGAGGAGGAACCACGUGCCGAUACUGCCACUCCACCGCACACUCUCCCAGUUCAUAAACACCGCCCAGGGUUCGGGCUACAGUCGCCUCUGAAACCAGAGAUCCUCCAUAAGACGGGCCCUCGCAAGCUGAAGCAUCAGGGCCGUAUCGACGAGGAGAAUGCGUCCGGCAGUUUGUCUAAGGAUUCACCUGAUGGCGAAGAGGAGGUGGAAGCAGAAGAAAAUGGUGACCGUGGCUCCAACACGGACGAGCCAGACGAGGAGAUGCAGCAGAUACAACUCGAAUAUCAAACACUCUUGCUUGAGGAGGAGGAGUAUGUUGCUGUUGGUGAUGAACUGAAGAAAAAGAUCACAGCUGAAAGAGAUGAGAUCGAACGUCUUCAGAUGGAGAUAGAGGAGGUACGCUCCAUCCGCGGCGACUCAUUCGAUGCAGAUGAUUGGUCUGAUUCUGACAGCAGCUACGAGAGUGGUGAUGAAGAUGAACUGCAAGAGAUUCUGCAGCAGUUGAUGAAGGAGAAUGCUAAACUCGAGGUCCAAAAUAUGGAACUGUGUCGCAGUAUACAUCAAGAACGAAAGAUUUGCUUGGAUGUGAAAGUCCAAAUCAGGAUCAUCCAGCAACAGGCAGAGCAGUAUGCUGCAGGAUCAGACAGCCUUCUCUAAAUUAACUUGGUCCAGAUAUCUGUACCCAUUUUUCGAGGUUCAUCCUUUUCUUAACUGGACUACAAUACAGCAACUGUCGGAGCAAUAUGGUCGAACAAUUUUCUCUUAUUACUCGGUCUGGAAGAGUUGGACACCUUAUUCGAUAUGAGGUUCUGCUGAUUGGGCCAGAUGACUUGUCCUGGGAAAUCCUUUCAACUGCCUUGGCAGAAAUAAGGAGAGUGGUUGCAAAACGAGAUACCAUUAGCACUUUUCCAAAAUUUCUUAUUCAAAAGGUAAAUUCCAUAAGCCAUCUUGAUUUUUUGGACCAAAACAAGUGUUUUGGGUCUGUUUAAAAUCACUAAAAAAUUUAAUCAACUCGUUUUAAGACCAAACAUUUGAGGUAAAAGUAUGGGAUAAUGGGCAAAUGCAAUGUAUUUCUUAAAUAAACUGAUGUACAAAGA